GAUCCUGGGCUUCUCUGCCUGGGCCAUGGAGCCGUGUCUGCGCUCUCUGUUUUUGUUGGGGACCCUGGUCCUGCCGGAGACCUGGGCAGGCUCUCACUCCAUGAGGUAUUUCGAAGCCGCCAUGGCCUCGCCGGGGCUCGCGGAGCCGCGGUUCAUCGAGGUGGGCUACAUGGAUGAUCAGCAGUUCGUGAGCUUCGACAGCGCCCGCGCGAGUCCGAGGAUGGAGCCGCGGGCGGCGUGGAUGGAGCGGAUGGACCGGGAGGAGCCGGGCUGCUGGGAGCGGAACACGCGGCGCAGUGAGGCCAACGCGCAGGUGUACCGAGUGAACCUGAAGCACCUCGGCGGCUACUUCAACCAGAGCGCGGCCGGGGUCCACACCCUCCAGGCCAUGUUCAGCUGUGAGGUCUCUCCCGAGCUCACCUUUCAGCGCGGGUUUCUACAAUACGCCUACGACGGGCGCGACUACAUCGCCCUGGACACGGAGACCUACACGUGGAUGGCGGCGGUGCCGCAGGCUGUGAGCUCCAAGCGCAAGAUGGAGGCGGAGAGGAGAAUCGCGGAGGCAUAUAAAGCCUACCUGGAGAAGGAGUGCGUGCUGUGGCUGAAGAAGUACCUGGAGAUGGGGAAGGAGACGCUGCAGCGGGCAGACCCGCCCUCCGCCCGAGUGACCCGCCACACUGCCCCCCACGGGGAGGUGACCCUGCGGUGCCGGGCCCAGGACUUCUACCCCGCUGACAUUUCCCUGACCUGGCUGAGGGAUGAGGAGGAGCAGCUCCAGGACAUGGAGUUCAUUGAGACCAGGCCGGCAGGAGACGGUACCUUCCAGAAGUGGGCAGGUGUGGAUGUGACCUCGGGCCAGGAAGAGAAAUAUACCUGCCAAGUUCAGCACGAGGGACUGCCUGAGCCCCUCACCCUGAAGUGGGAGCCAGAGUCCUUCUCCACCCUAGUCAUCGUGGGGGUCAUUGCUGUUCUCCUCCUCCUCAUUGCAGUUAUUGCUGGAGUUGUGAUCUGGCAGAGGAAGAAUUCAGGUGGAAAAGGAGGGGACUAUGUUCCUGCUUCAGGCAGUGACAGUGCACAGGGAUCAGAUGUCUCUCUCCCGGCCAAAGCUUGAGGAAUUGCCUGGUGUGGGCCUGAGGAAGAAAACCAGUCUGCAGUCCCUGUGUUGUUCCUGUGGACCCCUGGCUUCUCUCCCCAGCAUGGCCCGUGGGAUCUUCCCUGGACUCUACUGGCCCAAGCCCAGGAAGGCAUCGUGAGGACCCUCACCCUGUUCUCUAAGGCCUCCCUCCUCCUUCCUUCUUUCUGCCUGUCUCACUCUGUAGAGACAACCAGCAGUGAGGGCCAGAGGGCUUUGGGAGUGAACCCUCCUUCACACAUGGUGUUGCACUGACGUUUGGGAGCUUUUUCUGACUGCAAAAACAGCCCAAUGAAUUAUUGCCCUUGAAAUUUCAGCUUUUCUCCCCAAUCUCAGCUAAGCUUCACAUUUGGAUGGGGGAUUUUGGGGGACAGAAUGACAAUGUGGAGAUGUUGUGGCCAUAUGAUGGGAAAAUAAAUGAAAGGUUGGAGACGUCUGA
Messenger RNA from Vombatus ursinus (common wombat), 1571 nucleotides. Its product is annotated as saoe class I histocompatibility antigen, A alpha chain-like. NCBI's taxonomy places the organism in Eukaryota, Metazoa, Chordata, Mammalia, Diprotodontia, Vombatidae. The record is from RefSeq and is a predicted model, not a curated record. Gene Ontology annotation, cellular component: external side of plasma membrane. Gene Ontology annotation, biological process: antigen processing and presentation; immune response. Bases 26 to 1111 code for a protein of 361 amino acids. The transcript has 8 exons.